UUUCUUCUUCCUCAUACCAACUAUACAGUUCUUCUUCUUCAUUUUUCUAGAACACUAAAUCUGUGCAUAUUCAGUUUAUAUUAUGUGUAUAUUCACGUAUUAUUUCAUGGUAUCAUAGCGGGUGUAGGUCUGUUUCGAUUCACUCGUUUGAAAGUUUGAAAUUUCUCAAUUUAAUUAUGUAAAAGAAAGUUUGAAGUUUACUUUCAAAAAUCCGAAGUUCUUGAUCAUAAGCGAUGGCAAUCAAAACCAAUGUCAAUGGUGUAAACAACAUUACUGGUACAGGAAAUGUAAAUGCCACAAGUAAUGUGCCAGAUCUUGCACAAAAUUCACAAAGCUCUGGCAAUGUUCAAUGAGCUGGGAUCGAUUAUAGUCACCCUUUGUUUCUUAAUCCACAAGAUGUAAGUGGAAUUCAAAUCUUGACAUUUCAAUUGAUUGGAAUUGAAAACUUUGCAAUUUGGUAUAAUUCAAUGAAAAUUGCCCUUCUUGGAAGAAAUAAGAUGGGGUUAGUUGAUGGUGAUGAAUUCAAUCUCAAAAAUCUUGUUAGGAGGAGUCAUGUAUGACACAACUACCAAAGCUGUGUGGGAUGAUAUGUUUGAGAGAUGCAACAAGGUGGCUGGUUCAAGAACCUUCAAUGUUCAUAAAGAAAUCUCAACUUUGGUUCAAGGUACAAGUUCUGUUUCUGCAUAUUUUUCAGGACUUAAAGAUUUAUGGAAAGAAUUUGAAGCCUUAGUACCAACACCUAGUUGUAAUUGUGCAAAGUCUAGAGAAUUUGUUGUCAUCUUCAGAAAUUAAAAUUGUUUCAAUUCUUAAUGGGGUUGAAUGAGUCCUACAAUCAGGCUAGAAGCCAUAUCUUGAUGAUGUUUCCAAUGCCUUCUAUAAAUCAAGCUUAUGCUAUGAUUCUGAGUGAUGAAGGUCAAAAGUCCAUCGCAGCCACUUCUGGUGUGUUAGGUUCUCACCCUGGUAAUUCUAGUACAUCAGGGAAUAUUGAUGUAGCCAUGUACUCAAGGAAUAAUGGUUCUUACAGAGGUCAAUCUAGUCAAUCUGGUUAUAAUGGUCAUUCUCAGAAAAUCAAGAAAAACUACAUUCUUUAGUAUGAAAUGUGUAAUCUGAAAGGACAUACAAAAGAGACUUGUUACAAAGUAGUUGGCUAUCCUCAAUCAAGAAAGAGACCAUAUAGUACUGUUCAAGAAAAUGGAUACAAUUCUGGUAAUCAAGGACAAGGGAGGAAGUUCACAAAGCCUGGAUCUGCAGCAUAUAAUGUAAUGGCAGAUGGUGGAAGUGGUUUCACAAAUCAAAGAGAUGCUGAGAUGCAACGUCAAGUACCAAACAACAAUAAAGUUACUCAAAGUCAAGGUGCAUCAGCAGGAGGAGCUUAUCCCUUCACAAAAGAUCAGUAUGAACAGAUCAUAAAGUUGCUCAAGGGCAACAACACUGAGCCAGCUUUCUCUGCUGCUGCAGCAUCAGGAUCUUUUGAAUGGACAGGUGAAGGAGAUUAGUAAAGAGGAAAAUGGACUAUACAUAUUGGUCAAUCACGCAUUUAAGUACAACAGAAGAAUAGUUAUUCAGACUAUCAAAGAUUGUACUGUUUGC
Molecule: messenger RNA, 1590 nt
Organism: Lycium barbarum (goji berry)
Lineage: Eukaryota; Viridiplantae; Streptophyta; Magnoliopsida; Solanales; Solanaceae
Exons: 2
Coding region: 1098-1496 (132 amino acids)
Source: RefSeq, a predicted model, not a curated record